Molecule: messenger RNA, 2640 nt
Organism: Ostertagia ostertagi
Lineage: Eukaryota; Metazoa; Nematoda; Chromadorea; Rhabditida; Trichostrongylidae
Source: the annotation of a GenBank genome assembly
AUGGCUGCGUCGGUCGCGUCGGGAGACGCCGAAGGAACACAAAGCAACGUGCUUGUUGCAGGAGGCGUAGUCGCCCAGCAAAACAUGUGGGCAAUCGAUGUUGAAAUGGCUGCGGAUCAACGCCAUGAAGAAGUUGAACAGCUCAAGGUAUGUGAGCAAGUUCUUGAGAAAAUAAAAGAGAUUGAGAUUUUGGCAGUAGCGGAGGUGAGCAAGCACUGGCGCACGAAUGACCCAAAACGUGAGAGGUUUGAGGGGGUUACCAGGGCAGCGGUGGAGGUAGCUGAGAACCAGUUGGCCAAGCUCAAAGAAGCCUGUGCGAAGAGCGCCAAAGAACAGCGAGGUUUUAGGCAGCUCAUGAGCUCGCUAGAGGCGAUACUCAAUACGAUUUUGUUCAAGCGGUGGAGCUUGUUAGAAAAAGCUGCUGUAGUGGACGAAAUCUUGAGGCGCACCGAAUGGCGGCUGGAAGAGGUAGUGAAUAGCUGCGUAGAGCUGAAAAAGAAAAUGACACAGUUAGCUCGUAAGGAGAACGAGAUUUUGUCAUUGCAGAAGCAGCUCGAGGAAAAAGCAAAGGAAAUCGAAGUGCUCAAAAGUUUGAGAAAAGAAGGCGGCAGUGAAGCCCUACCAGGUAAGCAGCGUGUGGACAAGGUAGAGCAUAGGUUGGAAGCUCUGCGAAAGUUGAAACGCGAGCUGAAUCCUGAAAUGGAUGUGUUGCAGAAUGGGCGAAGAGGGCCGCAAGAAUGGAGUCAUUGGAUGUCGGAGUCGGAUCAAUCCUCAGGGAGGACGCGGAGAGCCCACGGCACGAAUCCUCUGAAAAAACUGGGAUAUGUGCUAGUGCGUCAAUUGAGUCCGAAUAAGAGCACUUCGGAGAAAAAUGAUACCACGAUUUCCCAUGGAAAUGCGAGAGUAGCCGGUUCUCCUAACAAAGUGUUAGUGUGUAAGCGGAUAUACGUAGCACCAGGGGAUGAGUCUCGUGUGGAAGGGUUGCAAUCCGGCCUUCGUAGAAAGAACAAAGAGGGUAUGGCAAAGGUUCCAGUGUGGAACAGAGCCAAGGAGCCCCUUGUUCUGAGGGCAGGACAGGAAAUCGGUGAGUGGGAGCAAGGCGUGAAAUACGCGCGAGUGAUAGCCAAAGAUGUGGCGUCAGAUAUGACCCUGGGAAAACCGAUGAUGCAGCCUGAAGAGAGACUGAGGUGUCUGGACGAGUUACUGAGGCAAAACCGCGACUCGGGCAGCGACAGCGAUAAUGGGCUGUGGAAGCUGGUGAACGAGUACAAUUCGCUGUUUGCUGUGGAGGACAGAGAAUUAACGCAGACGAGCUUAGUAGUGCAUGAGGUGGAUACGGGCGAUACUGCGCCCAUAAGACAAAGGACACAUCCAGUGCCACUAGGGGCGCGCUCAGAAUUCAAGAAGAUGAUCAAAGAAUUGUUGGAUAGAGGAAUCAUAGAAGAGUCAUCAUCAGAUUGGGCGUCGCCAGUGGUAGCACUAUUCAAGAGGCAGAAUGUUCCACCACGAGUGCUCCGUUGGGCGUUGGAGGUACAGCAGUACAAACUGACAGUGCAAUACGUCAAGGGCAAGGCCAAUGCCGUUGCCGAUGCGUUGUCCAGGAGUACACCGGUUGAAGGAAAACUGGAGGAAGUGGCGAACCCAGGCGAAGAUAAAAUCAACUUGAGAGGGGAAAGUGUGGACGAAGAAGUAAGACUGCCUGGAUUCAAAAAGAAGUUGAGCAUCGCAGAUUUCACCUUGGAAGAGGGGGAAUUGAAACUCAUACGUGAAGAUGGAACCACCGUCCUGGUAGUGCCAAGGUCAAAAAGGAAGCUGGUCUUCGACGAAGCGCAUAGCGGAUGUCUGGCAGGACAUUUCGCUGCGAGGAAAAUGUGCAGGCUACUGAAGAAGCGCGUCUUUUGGGAAACAAUGGAGAGAGAUAUCACGAGAAAAUGGAGCUGCAGAAAGGGCAAUCGGAACUAUACAGAGGUGCUCAAAAAGAAAAUCGAGUGCCCAGAUCAUUGGGACACCAUGCUCCCGCACGUGGUUUACGCUUACAAUGUCACACCACAUUCUGCGACUAGAGAAAGCCCAUUCUUCUUACUGUAUGGCGUCGAUCCAGUGAUUCCCCUCGACUCGUUACCAGAGCCGAGAGUGAAAGUGAGCCAGGUUGAUCUGGACGACUACAAGUCUGAACUUCUCAGAGAUGAAAUCGGUAAUGACCCAGUAGUGGUUGAGACUAGGAGAAAGAGAGGAAGGAAACCCAGAGAGAAAGGGUGUGAGAAAAAUGACAGCCAAAUCAGUGUUGGUGUAAACAUGUGUUUAAGGGCUGUUGAUGAGUUCGAUGUCAACGACACCAUGCACUUUCUUCAUGUGAUGUUCAAAUGUGACGGGCAGCCGUUUCCAGCCGUUGAUGGUCGCUCUGGUUUCAUGCUCCACCAGUGUCGCUGCAGUCGCAGUAUUUGCGUGGGAGACCUGUUGCCGAUGGUCCCGCAGCCGGCUCGUGAGGAAAGGGUAGCGUGUGUGCUAGAUGCUGCGCGGGUUUUUGCGAUAUGGUGGGGCACUGGCUCCAUAAGUCUCAAGGUACAGAGCAUCGUCGACAAGUCGUUCCUGGCUAAUAGCCCAAAGGCCGUCGGAUACGCUUAUGCAUUUUUCCGUUAA